Molecule: messenger RNA, 1403 nt
Organism: Aspergillus candidus
Lineage: Eukaryota; Fungi; Ascomycota; Eurotiomycetes; Eurotiales; Aspergillaceae
Exons: 7
Coding region: 153-1346 (397 amino acids)
Source: RefSeq, a predicted model, not a curated record
GUCCGAUCGGUCCUGGAGGCAUAUUUCUCUCCGAACAUGAACUGGGGAUAUCACUGCAGUCGACAGCUUACCCCAGACGGUGUUGGCUGACUGCGGACCAAUCGAGCACGCACUUUUUUUUCUUUGGUUUUAUCUGAAAUUACUUGCCAGUAAUGUCCCAAGACUCAAAUCACUACUCUCUCGGGAGGCAUGGUCAUGGUUCAAGACAUCGUGAUGACCGUCGGUCUGGAUCAGAUUCUCGACACUAUGCCCCCCAGUACAUGGUUGUGGACCCUUCUCGGACCCAGCCACUGCAGUCACACCCUUCUUCCUAUCCCGAAGGAUAUCCCAGCAUUCAUCCGACUACUAGUGACCGUACCACCCCACGCCAUCGCCCUAAGCCUUCCGAACAGUACUCCCAGCAGUAUGCAUCUGAUAUGAGUAGCGCAAGCAACUACACUCAUGAACGUACUUAUCGAGAAGGGCAUGGUAGUGGUGCAAGCAACUACACUCAUGAAACAACGUAUCCAGAACCUGGACAUGGAUAUUACCCGACAGGCCAUGAACUUCCUGCUUCAUACCCAAGGCACCAGCCAAGACAAACGCGAGGUUCCGAGCCUCACGAAUUGGACAGCAAUCAAGGAUAUGGGGUGGCAUCUGGCCAGAAUCACUAUGGACAGGGCGCCAGCAGGGCCCCUACCUCACCCACGUUCAAUCGGGGAGGUCGGGACCAUAUCUCCACCCCGCCCAGCCGAGGAGGUGUGAGUUCUGACUAUCCAGUACCCGCCCCCAUUAUACAACCUUCUAUGCGAACAAUUCAGGGUGGUAUGAGCACAGAAAGCACACUUGAUUCGAGAUACCAGGUACCAAUUGAUCCCAGGAACUUCUUUAAGCCUGGACGGGUGUUCUCAACCUUGUGGCAUGAAAGCCAAGGAUCAACCUACUCGAACAGUACUGUGCUCAGCGCGGGUCCAGUCUUUUACAGCAAGUAUGGAGAGCCAAUCUUCAGCCAGAUCCGUCGGAUGGUUGUCUACAAACAAAAUAGUCGAUGUUCUUGGUGUUUUCCGAUAUACACCUACAACGGUCAAGGUGUUGCGAAACGAGACGUGAACGUCCAAGACCACGCUGCUGUCUACAACCAGGGCUCGGUUUUUCAAGAAAAUCCGUGGGAGCCCAGAAUGACGAAAAAAGCAUUGGAAUUCGAGCCAUUCACACCGGAUCAAGCACUGGAUACGAUGUCCCGUCUGAACUUCGGGAAAAUCUACACGGUUGAACACAAUGUCAAAGUUCUGAGGGUGGGCCGUAUCAGCUCUAAGUCCAUGGGGACUUUCACGAAUUAUGCCAGAAGUUCGAUGCUGAGCGAAUAGAUCUUUGGGUUCUCGACUUCUACAUUUUUCCAUUUCCCAUAUUUAACGCCAGGUAAU